AUGCUGAAUCCCGAUUUACUUGAUGAUUCUAUGGUGAAAGCGAAGCUGAAAAAUGGCGAAUUAGUAAUGGUUAUGAAUACUAAAUAUCGAACGUCAACAUGGUCUGAUCUUCGUCUUCUUGCCGAUGCUAAAUAUCCAGAAGCACCAUUAAUAGGAUGGGCAGUAAUCAGUAAACAUCGAUACCGUGAGAAGCGGUCAGCUACUCAACCAGUUUGUCGUUACAAUGGGCUGUUUGUCGAUGUUGUUGUGCUGCCUUUCGUACUCAUUCAAAGUCCAAUGACAAAGGGAAAAGAAAAAAUCAUGGGCUUCCAUCUUGCAUAA
Molecule: messenger RNA, 321 nt
Organism: Adineta ricciae
Lineage: Eukaryota; Metazoa; Rotifera; Eurotatoria; Adinetida; Adinetidae
Source: the annotation of a GenBank genome assembly